AAAUUUCAGCUCCACCGUAUCAUUAAACUACAUUGCACAGAUUUAGUGAUGGAGACCAGCUGGACCACACGGCUGCUCCUCCUCCUAGCUGUAACCCUGGAUUCUAUCGCGGCAGUCCCAGAAGAAGGGCAUCUGAAUUUGACAGAUGACCCUGGCCUCGAGGGGCUAGAACAUAAUCUCCAUUCAUUGGGCGUAACGAGUAACAAGAUUAUGACGGCGCAGUAUGAAUGCUACCAAAAAAUUAUGCAAGCUCCUGCUAACACAAUUGAAGGUCCACACUGCAACAGAACAUGGGAUGGGUGGUUAUGUUGGGACAGCGCGGCAGCAGGAAACGAUUUGGUGCAGAACUGCCCUGAUUACUUUCAGGACUUCGACCCGUCAGAAAAAGUUAUUAAAAGCUGUGACCCAAGUGGGCAGUGGUUUGUACAUCCGGAAAGUAACAGAACGUGGACAAACUACACACUGUGUACCAUAGGAGUAACUAUGAAACUACAGACAGCUCUGAAUUUAUACUAUCUCACUAUCAUUGGCCACAGCCUCUCCAUUGUUUCACUGUUGAUUUCCCUUGGCAUAUUCUCCUACUUUAAGAGCCUGAGUUGCCAGAGGAUCACAUUGCAUAAGAAUCUCUUUUUUUCGUUUGUGUGCAACUCUAUUGUCACAAUUAUUAGUCUCACCGGAGUUGCGAACAACCAGCAAUUGGUCGCAGCCAAUCCCGUUGGCUGCAAAGUGGCUCAAUUUAUUCACCUUUAUUUAAUGGUUUGCAGUUACUUCUGGAUGCUCUGCGAAGGCAUUUACCUGCACACUCUCAUUGUGGUAGCCGUAUUUGCAGAGAAACAGCACCUGCUAUGGUAUUACCUUCUUGGAUGGGGGUUUCCAUUGAUUCCAGCCUGCAUACAUGCUGUUGCAAGGGCCAUAUAUUUCAAUGACAACUGCUGGAUCAGUUCAGAUACUCAUCUACUGUAUAUCAUCCAUGGUCCUAUUUGUGCUGCACUAGUGGUUAACCUCUUUUUUCUGUUGAACAUUGUUCGCGUCCUGAUAACCAAGCUAAAAGUCACCCACCGUGCAGAAUCGAAUCUUUACAUGAAAGCUGUCCGAGCCACCCUAAUUUUAGUGCCACUUCUUGGCAUCGAGUUUGUGUUGUUGCCUUGGCGACCAGAGGGCCGUAUCGCUGAAGAGAUUUACGACUAUGUAAUCAAUAUUCUUAUGCACUACCAGGGCUUGUUGGUGGCAACAAUUUUCUGCUUUUUUAAUGGAGAGGUCCAGUCUGUUAUCCGAAGGCAUUGGAAUCAAUACAAGAUCCAAUUUGAUAACAGCUUCGCUCACUCGGAUGCGAUUCGCUCCGCUUCCUACACAGUCUCCUCGAUCACGGACGGCCAGAGCUUUACCUACAAUCAUGACUGCACCAGUGAACAUUUAAAUGGGAAAACCUGCCACGACAAAGAAAAUGUGGUUUUUUAAAGCUGAAAGCGUGUGUGUGGCUGAUUAUGGGAAACUCUUGUUACUCCCCCUCCUUCCCCUGUCCCAGUAAUGUUUUUUAGUGGAUGACCCAAGAAGACUUUUCUUAUCAAGCUACCGACAUGGAUAUUCUUGAAGGAUGUCAUGAAUUUCAAUGUUUCUCACAUGGGCGUAUGUUUUUAGCAUAUCCUACAUGUGAGUGAGUAUGUGUGUGUUCUCCUUGCUUGUUUAUAUUGGAGCUGGUCACACGCAACAAAUGAAUAUUCUAAACUUUGACCUCUAAUUCCCAACAUUCAAGGGAAAACUGGUCGAUAUUUUAAUUGGGAUCGGUCCAGCUCUAAUUAUAUACAUAUAUGUAUUUGUUUUGUGCAUAUAUGUAUCAAAAUACAUUAACUUUUGCCUUUUCAGUUUCUACUGUGUAGACAAAGUGGGCAAUUAUUUUGUAUGAAGGGAAUCAGAGACGGUUUCCUGUUUUCUCAGAAAUGUGUACCAUGACUGGGUUGUCUUUGAGGCCAUUUUGUUUUGUUCACAACCCCCUACCCCCUGUAAAUACUAUAUUUAUCAUGUUUUGUUGUCUUUAAGUGUCGCCAGCAAACACAACCUAAAGAUGUCUUGAAAGCAGAUAUAAUCAUUGCAAUGCACUGUUCAGGUUAACUGUGCAACAUUUAGCUCUGACAAAAACGGACUGUCAUAGAUAAUGGAUCUCCAGUGUAGAUAAUGACCCCAAACUCAUAACAAUUAGUUAAGCUGUCUGCCUUCAAGAGAAAUGACGGACCCUGGCUCAGAACAAAGGCCCAUGGAACUGAGGGGGCCUUGCUUCUGAGUAAGCAUGUAUUGGAUCGGUUUUUUCAGUCACAACUAACUGCUAGAUUGACGCUGAUUUGCCUUGUUUUUAACCUUUGUCUUAAAACUGAGCAUAUAGCCAAUGCCGUGGAAACCUUAGGGCUGAAAUUGGAUUUGUGGGCCUUCUUCCUCUUCAGCAGUGGCGUAGGAGGUUAAGAGCUCGUGUAUCUAAUCUGGAGGAACCGGGUUUGAUUCCCAGCUCGGCCGCCUGAGCUGUGGAGGCUUAUCUGGGGAAUUCAGAUUAGCCUGUACAC
Molecule: messenger RNA, 2552 nt
Organism: Sphaerodactylus townsendi
Lineage: Eukaryota; Metazoa; Chordata; Lepidosauria; Squamata; Sphaerodactylidae
Gene: CALCRL
Product: calcitonin receptor like receptor
Exons: 12
Coding region: 49-1458 (469 amino acids)
Biological process (GO): adenylate cyclase-activating G protein-coupled receptor signaling pathway; angiogenesis; cell surface receptor signaling pathway
Cellular component (GO): plasma membrane
Molecular function (GO): calcitonin receptor activity; calcitonin gene-related peptide receptor activity; adrenomedullin receptor activity
Source: RefSeq, a predicted model, not a curated record